AUGGGCCGGAAGAAAAUACAAAUAUCCCGUAUUACGGAUGAACGGAAUCGGCAGGUAACGUUCAACAAGAGAAAAUUUGGAGUGAUGAAGAAGGCUUACGAGUUGAGCGUGCUGUGUGAUUGCGAGAUCGCCCUCAUCAUUUUCAGCUCCAACAACAAACUGUACCAAUACGCGAGCACUGACAUGGACAAGGUAUUAUUGAAGUACACAGAGUAUAAUGAGCCGCACGAGUCGUUGACGAACCGCAACAUCAUCGAGAAAGAGCAUAAGAACGGUGUGAUGUCGCCUGACAGCCCAGAAGCCGAACCGGAGUACAACCUGACCCCCCGCACAGAAGCCAAGUAUUCGAAAAUAGAUGAGGAAUUCCAAAUGAUGAUGCAAAGGAACCAGUUGAAUGGACGGAGCGUUGGCGUCGGCGUCGCUGGAAGUAAUUACAAUCUGCCGGUCAGUGUUCCAGUUGGCAGUUACGACCAGUCGCUCUUACAAGCUAGUCCACAAAUGCACACGUCCAUCAGUCCGCGGCCCUCGUCUUCGGAAACCGAUUCAGUAUACCCAAGCGGCGGAAUGCUCGAAAUGUCCAAUGGCUAUCCCGGAUCAGGAUCACCCCUCGGCGCCGGUUGCACCCCGUCUCCGUCACCCGGACCAGCUCCCUCGCCCCACCGUCAUCCCCACAAGCCUCAUGCUCACGCUCCACCACCACACCACUCGCCUAGACACAAUAACCUUCGCGUGGUCAUCCCUAGCUCGAUGCCGCCUCCGCAAGACGAGAUAUCGUAUACUGGAGAGACACCACUAAGCUACAGUACAGGACUUGGCAAUUUCGGACCGCAGGAUUUCAGCAUGACUUCAGACAUGGGCAUUGGACUAUCAUGGGGCGCGCAUCAGCUACAGACACUACAGCACAACAGUAGCAGCUUGCCAGUACUGGGCGGCGGGACUCCGCCUCCAGCUGCGUCACCGAGCAAUGUGAAGAUAAAAGCGGAACCCGUGUCGCCUCCACGAGCACCAGAUCACCUGCACCGAGCCCAACCAGCCCCACAGCCUGCGCAUAUCUCUGGCGUUAUAGAUGGUUCAGUAACCUCAAGUAACAUGGGUUCAUCGGCAGGCCAGGACAUGCGGCACAGCGCGGUCCCUCUCGACUACGAGCAGCCCCACACAAAGCGGCCGCGGAUCGAGGGGUGGGCCACAUAG
Leptosia nina is the source of this 1191-nucleotide messenger RNA. The record is from the annotation of a GenBank genome assembly. Lineage: Eukaryota; Metazoa; Arthropoda; Insecta; Lepidoptera; Pieridae.